Molecule: messenger RNA, 2621 nt
Organism: Dermacentor silvarum
Lineage: Eukaryota; Metazoa; Arthropoda; Arachnida; Ixodida; Ixodidae
Exons: 3
Coding region: 134-1813 (559 amino acids)
Source: RefSeq, a predicted model, not a curated record
GCAGCGAGAUUGGAACUUAGUACGUGUGCCUGCUGAUGUGCCCAUGAAGUUUUGUGAUCGCGGAUGGCGUGGGGUUAUGCAACAGUUCACACGAAGCCAUCGCUCACUUGAGAAAUUUCUUCGAUGAUCAGUUAUGGCCAAACAACAGGUGCUCACCUUUUCGCCGCCGACCAAGGAGGUCGAAAGCGAAGCUGUAGUAGAAGUUCUGCUGCUUCAGCCGUUCGCAAAGCCACCGCAGGUGACGUUUGAAAAUGUCGCAGCGAAACGCGAGGCGGUGCGCCAGCUGCGUAUCAUGAACACAACGAACACGGACCAGUUGGUGACACUGAGCGUGCCACGGGAUAAGGGGUUCAGCGCCGACGCCGACGUCUUCAAGGUGGCCCCCGGCCAGCAGCAGCUGGUGACUUUCGUGUGGAAACCGGACGGCACGGAAACUGCGACGAGAGUGGGCGUCUCGGUGUCCACGGACAAGGGAUACAAAGGCCGCCUCGUCCUGCUUGGGACUCUCCGCCAGGAAGCGCGCCCGCGGAAGAAGCAAGUGCCAAGGUCAAGCGUUCUGACAUCUUCGCAGAAACCGAACUUGACCUCUGGGCCUUACAGGAAGGUUCCUAUACCACCAGCAAAAAAGGCCGCACCAAACCCUGCACAGGGCACAAGAAAAGCUGUUGCUCCCACCAGAAUUACCGUCCCUGUGGACUUCAAGACAAGGUCAAAUAAGCGUACUGCUUGUGAUGAGAACACAUGCAAUGCUACUGUGGAAUCGACCCCGCUCCACAAGCAGACUUUGCCAAGCUUGCCUGAAAGCAACGGCCACCUGAGCACUGACAACCAGCAUGAGAGCAGUUGCCCAGCUGAGCAGACUGCACUAAGCACACCGGCAGACAGUGGUUGUCUUGCGAGUGACAGUGCUCAGACUGUAGUUUCUCCUGUGGUGCAUCCCGCUCAUAAAUCUGAGGAUCUGAUGCAUCGAACAGCGACAGUUUGCCCAGAAGAGGUCCGGAGAGAAACCUUUGUUUGUGGAAUCGGUUCUCCAAAAGCCACAAGCAGCGUGUCGAAGGACAGCCACGGUCACGUCAGUGAUGACCAUGCACACACCCUGCCAGGCACUGGAGCAAGCGAGUGCGGUGACCUCAAGCUUUGGGCAGAGACCAUUUACUCAGAAGUCGAGACAGGAAGCAGCAUACCCCACCAAACUACCGUUAAUGCUGCUUUUGAAGACAGCUUGGAGCCCAUCAGCACAGCAACUAUAUGCGCAACGAUACACACGAGAGAUACAUGCUGCCAAGACAAUUUGAAUCUAGCAACCAGGGACUCGGCAAGUUUGGAGGCAGUUCAUGUUGAAGAUGACCCCGGCCAGAAUGACACCUUUGAACUUGAUUUGAGUGCACGAAUGGACAUGCUGUACCAGCAAAUAAUUGAAAACCAACUCUCUGAUGGUGCUCAGGCAAAUGCAUCUGAUUCCCACGAACAAUUGAACAUGAGCGCUCACUUGUCAUCAAUUUAUAAUGAGCUGUGCGAAGAAAAAUCCAAGGAGCUCUUGCACAGUCGGCCAGUGUUGAGCAAGACAGUCACUGAAGAAACCUUUAGUGACCGCCGUUUCUCCUCGCCAAAGCGCCCAGAUGAAGCAGACAAGCAAGACAACUCACUGGAAAACCUAAUUCGAGAGCUGGAGCUUGGCUCAAGCGAUGGCUCACUGCUGGGAAUGAUGCAACAGUGUAGUGGUGAUGCACUAUUUAAUGGACAUGUUAACAUUGAGGACUAUUUUCCUGCAGACGUGAGCAGCAUUAGGGGUAAGCCUGGGGACACUGCUUGAAGUGUACACCACAAGGGACUUUGCAGUUUAUUCUUUUACAUUAUUCUUUUUUUUCUAAAAUCGGUAUUUUUAAUCUUUUAUUUAUCAGCAUAGAAGUGCAUGCUUUCAAUGCAUGUGACUGUCUAGCCUGUUUCAAGGCUUUUCUGUCUUACUACGGCAUCAUGUGCAUUGUGCACAUGUGUGAUGCCAGACUUUUACUUUCUGUACAGUGUGUUAGAUAUGAAAGCAUUAAGUGUUGUUUAAUGUAAGUAUGUUUGCAAGCUUGUGCAAAAAAAACUGCUGCAUUGUGACAAUUACCUGAAGAAAACAAGCAGAAAAGGGAUCAAGUGUCUGUUCAGCAGAGGGCAAAUAAAGCUUCGCAUUGUUGCUGCAAAAUAUGACUGGAAUUAGCCAAGACUCACUUGGAUGUGACAAUUGCUAAUGUGUUGCAAGAAAUGCUUUAUGAGAAUGGUUUUGGCAUUGUAGGAAACUGAUUUGUGUGGCAGUUUUUACCACCUACACAGUGCAAAGUAAUGCUUGUGCACUGAAAUACACUAAAGAGGAAAAUUAUUUGCAUUGUUAGUAAAUUAUCUUUUUACAAUACAAAGAUAAAGCUGCUCAUCCCGAGUGGGACGAGCGCCCGACGUGGAAAAAUACUGUGGCCGCAGCGAUCGAAGUGGAUUGGGCCGCAUCAAGGUCGCGCCGUUGGAAACUGCUGGCGGUACUGCUCGGCAGGGUCAUUCGUACUACUUCGCGCGCUGGUAUUUGCGUUCAGACCGCUCAAAUUGUGUUCAUAAUUGCAUAUGACAUGUAUUUAUUCCUUAAGAAU